CUGAUCGGAUCGGCCGCGAGGUUUGAAACAAGGGGAAAAGCCAGAAGGAGGUGAGCGAGGAAUCGGGAAGGUGGAGAGCAAGCGAGGGAGAGAGAAGCCGGUCACUAUGGCACAUAGACUUGAGUCUCCAGCGAGCCUAUUUUCAGAUGAAGAAGGAGUUGCCUCCCCUGUACUGGAAUCCACGGUGGCAGAUUGUGGGCCUGGCUUGUGCAGAAGUCUCUUGCCAGAUCUAUCUGCCAUCUCUACAUCCCAUGAGCAGGCUGCUUCUGAUGCCGAUGGGAAAGUGAAGGUGUAUGCAAGGGUGCGCCCUUUGAAGCCAUCUGAAGUGGAGAAGCAAGAAGAUCAAGGCUGUGUCUGUAUCGAGAAUCCCGAAACUCUUCUUCUCAAAGCGCCCAAGGAUUCUUUCACAAAUAAAAACUCAGAACGAGGCAUCGGUCAUGCCAUACAUAAAUGCACCUUCACUCAGAUCUUUGGACCAGAGGUGAGCCAGAAGUCUUUCUUUGAUGCAGCAAUGAAGGAUGUGGUAAAGGAUGUGCUCAAUGGAAAGAAUUGGCUUGUUUAUACCUAUGGUGUCACUAAUUCAGGGAAAACCUAUACUAUCCAAGGAAAUGGGGCUGAUGGGGGAAUCCUGCCCCGUUCCUUGGCUGUUAUAUUCAACAGUAUUGGGACUCAGCUGUACCAAGCCACAGACCUGAAGCCCAUCCUCUCGAGUGAGGUAAUCUGGCUGGACAGCAAGCAGGUUCGACAGGAGGAAAUGAAAAAACAGGCUUUGAUGUGUGGCAGGAUGAAAGAGGAGGAGCUCCUCUAUACUUCUCUGAACAAAUGUCAAGCAUCCCAAGAAACAACCACAAGCAUUGACAGCGGCUUUGGUGGCAUCUCUUCCACUUCCCAGUCUGCCAGCCAGACCAGUGCCAGUCAGCUGGAAGAGACGCAUCUGCCCUGUUAUGACUCGGAUCAAGUAUCAUUACUGGAUCAAGAGGAUGUACAGUUUUCCAUCUGGAUUUCCUUCUUUGAGAUCUACAAUGAGCUGAUUUAUGACUUGCUGGAGAUGAGUCCGCAUGGCCCGAACCCCAAGAGGCCCACUCUGCGGCUGUGUGAGGACCAAACAGGCAAUCCCUAUGUCAAAGAUCUUAACUGGAUCAACAUUAAAGAUGCUAACGAGGCCUGGAGACUCUUGAAACUCGGUCGGAGAAACCAAAGUUUUGCGAGCACUCACAUGAACCAAAAUUCUAGCCGCAGUCACAGCAUAUUCUCUAUUCGAAUUCUACACCUUCAAGGAAGCAACAAUGAAAUGGUCCCCACAAUCAGUGAGCUGUCACUGUGUGACCUGGCUGGUUCAGAGCGCUGCAAAGAGCAGAGAACUGGGGACCGCAUGAAAGAGGCAAAUAACAUCAACACGUCUUUGCAUACUUUGGGGCGUUGCCUCAGGACUCUGCGACAGAACCAGCAAUCUAAGCUGAAGCAGAAUGUUGUGCCCUUUCGCGACAGCAAGCUAACUCGUGUCUUCCAAGGCUUCUUCACCGGGCGUGGGCAGUCCUGUAUGAUUGUUAACAUCAACCCAUGCGCAUCGUCAUAUGAUGAAACUCUCCAUGUGACUAAAUUCUCUGCCAUUGCCAGCCAGCUCAUCCAGGCUCCUUCAAAGGUGGGACUCUUGACCAUCCAGUCUCUUGUCAAGGAACAUGGCAUUCGAAGCCCCAAGGUCUCCAUGGAUGUUUUGGAUGAAGAAACAGCAUCCAAUGAAGGAAGUGAGGAUGAAGCAGAUGUGACUGUAUUUGGCAAAGAGGCUCUUGAGGCUGUACAAGAACUGAUACUGAAGGAGCGCCGGGAGAAGUUUCAGAUGGAAAUGCAGGUCCGUGAGGAGAUCUGCAAUGUGAUGAUGGAGAAGCUCCAAGAGAAGGAACGGUGGUGGAGUGAUUAUUUGGAAGCCGAAAAGGAGGCACUGGAGAAGCUGCAUGAAAGCAACCUGAACAAUCAGAAGGAGUUGCUGACAGACUAUUAUCUGGAGGAAAUUGAGGAAAGAGAUGAAAAAAUCAAAGAUUUAGAAGUUGCUUUGCAAGAAGCCAAACAACAGCAACAAUCCCAAGACCUAAAGUCUCAAGAAAUGGAGGAAUCAUUCCGCAGGUCCAAACGAGUGGCAUGUAACGAGCAGCAGAAUUUGCAGCAGCAGAUGCAGGCCAAGUUGGAGCAAUGCCAGGCAGAGUUGAGCACAGCCAAUAAAGAGUUACGUAAAUUCCAGAGGAUGAUGGAACCUCCACCUUCUGCAAAGCCCAUAACUGCCGAUGUAGAUCGGAAACUAGAAGAAGGUCAAAAGAAUGUGAGGCUGCUGCGUUCUGAGUUGUUGAAGCUGGAAGAGUCGCUCCAGUCAGCUGAAAGAGCCUGUUGUCACAGCACAGGGGCCGGGAAGCUCCGUGAGACCCUUGCUAAUUGUGACAGGAUCUUGAUCAAGCAGGACCAGACUCUGGCUGAACUUCAUAACAACAUGAUGCUGGUGAAGAUAGAUUUGAGGAAGAAAGCAACCUGUAUUGCAGAGCAGUACCAAACUGUACAGAAACUCCAAGCAGCAGUGGCAGCACCUGCACCCCUGCCCCCCUCGGCCAAAAAACGCUUCUGUGCGAACAGUGAAAAUAUGCAACCUAGAAGCCAAACUCCUGCCAAGAAGCCUUUCUUGCGCAGCUUCUUGACUCGCUCAGUCGCCUGCCCUUCAGUAACAUCAGAGAGCCCCUACAAUCGCAUAUUACGUGCCCGAAAAUCUCCGCCAUUCAAAACCAUGGCUUUUGGGAAAAAGUACUGAAAGCCUUUUAGACUGCUGCCACCACAGCAGCAGUCCAGAUAUAGCCGUACUUCUAUAGGACCUGUUGGCAUUUAAGUACCAUUGAUUUCAGUGGGCUUAUUAUGAAUAUGAAUGUGUGGCUUUAACCCAAGGUAUCAAAAAGUAUUAUGGUCUAAAUUGAAGUAUUAGUUCCAAUUAGAGUAGACCCCCUUCAGUCACUGGAACUAUUAAUGAUUUA
Molecule: messenger RNA, 3008 nt
Organism: Anolis sagrei ordinatus
Lineage: Eukaryota; Metazoa; Chordata; Lepidosauria; Squamata; Anolidae
Gene: KIF20A
Product: kinesin family member 20A
Biological process (GO): microtubule-based movement
Cellular component (GO): microtubule; kinesin complex; nucleus
Molecular function (GO): microtubule motor activity; ATP binding; ATP hydrolysis activity
Source: RefSeq, a predicted model, not a curated record